This is a messenger RNA of Alosa sapidissima (American shad), 2699 nucleotides long. It is a transcript of the gene tmem45b, whose product is annotated as transmembrane protein 45B. The transcript has 6 exons. Lineage: Eukaryota; Metazoa; Chordata; Actinopteri; Clupeiformes; Clupeidae. The coding region runs from base 1546 to 2379 and encodes 277 amino acids. The record is from RefSeq and is a predicted model, not a curated record.
UACUCUGAUCAUCUUGUAAGUGCGCCCUUUUAUGAUUGGCUAAAAUGAUCAAUUAGGCUAUGAUUCCCUUAGCCUAUUUGAUAACAGUUUUUCACGAGAAGGUCUCAUAGGCUAUGUCUAACAUAUUAAUAUUAAUGUCAAGCAUGGGCGAAACACAUCUACUGUUUUGUUUAGUCUCUAGGAUAAUCACAGUCUAAUUAACAAUUUAUAAUGGAGAAAAGAUCAAGGCGUCUCAAAGUUCAACGACUUACUGUACAUUAUUAAACUUGCAUACAGGGCGUAAUAAACUCGAAAAGCCUACCUAACAACCGAUGCACAUUUUUUUCAGUUUGAGCAACAAUGAAGACCAUAGGCAAUUUAUUUAUGACAAACCUAAAAGCGUUCUGUCACCAACUUGACCGACUGGUCCAACGUGUUCUUCCGCAACGAAUGCAGACUCCAUAGCCUAACCUAGCCUACUCCACACGGUGGUGUGUGUGAGAACCCAUGCCAGUAUCGCAGCAUACCAAAAUGGAUCAUACGAACACUGAACAUAUAGUUCACAUGCAUGACUAGGUAACUGAUGAGAGUAUGCGUUUGACAUUUUCCGUAUAGUAGGCUACAUGUCUGUACCUCAAAAUAUGUGAUUAAUUUGGAUGUUGUUAUGACUAGACUUAGGAGCACACAAAACACAGCCAAUAUUGUUGUCCUUAAAUUGACGUUUGAUUUUAAAAUUAGGCCUACACGCCACUUCAACACCUUAUAUUAACAAUAUUUUACUGUGGGCAGAAAACUGGAUCACAUUAGGACAUUAAAUGAUACUUUAUAUACUUCCAUUAUAUCCUUGAAAUCCAUUAUAAACUUUUUAUUUAUUAUUUUUGAUUUCUCCUACCCAUGUCCUUGAUUGCCUAGCCUUUCUGCAUGUGACAAUAAACUUCCUUGUAUCCUUGUAUCCUUGAUACAAUUGUGAUGUCGAUGAAAUAGGCGAACUGUUUGAACUUUAGCAUCAAAAUGUCCACAUUCAAUGUGAACAUCAUAAUUACUGAUAUAGUUAUAGAACUUAACCACUAAAGUUUGCCUCCAGUUUGUCCACUCCAACACAUUUUCUAUAAAUAUUCUAUAAAAGGUAGGCCUAAAUUAUAUAUGUUUAACCAGUAUAGUUAAAUGAGGUUAACCCAGAGAACAAUAACAAAUAUAUUGAAUGCAGAUAUUUGAUCUUAUGGCAAAAAAAUAAAUUUCUUUCAGAUGUCCACUCCAACACACAUUUCAUAUUAGGCUACAUACAGUAUCGAAAAUUGUCAGUGAUCAUGCAUUUGCCAUAAUGAAAUGUUGAAAUGAAAUAUUUUUUUAUCCUUCAACAGAUGAAGACUAAACAACUACAAAAAACAUAAAUAAUGAUAUUUCAAGAAGGUUUAUGUCUUUCUUCUUCUCACCAGAGCAGACAAAGAUUAACAUUUCUUUCAGAAUUGUGAUAGAGGCUAGGUUUCGAGUGACUUCUUCUGAUAGGGCCAUUGCCAUGCAAACUAUGGCCUGUAAACUAUAAACUAGUCCGUAGACUGGAAAAGGAUGGCCAACUUUAAGGGGCAUGCACUGCCAGGGAGCUUCUUUCUGCUGUUUGGGCUGUGGUGGUCCGUGAAGGCGCCUUGGAUACGGUGCUGCCGGCAACGCUUCAUCACAGGAAGGAAGAAACCACCUUCUGUCUCCCGGAAAAUCGAUUUGAUUGAGGGAUCGUUGAAAGUUUUUUUUGCCUUUGUUGGCAUUAUGGCAGAACAGUUUGUCCCAGAUGGGCCGCACGCCCACUUGUACAAUGGUGGCUGGGUCAAACUGAUGAACUGGCAGCACAGCACCAUGUAUCUCUUCUACGGCCUCUCUGGCGCAGCCGACAUCCUCUGUGCCACCUCACGCUUCGCCCCUCAGGGCCUCGACCGCAUGGCGCUCGCUCUCGCUCUGUUUGUGGAAGGAUUUCUGUUUUACUACCACCUGCACAAUCGUCCUAUGCUGGACACGCACGUGCACUCUCUCCUGCUGGUGGCAGUGUUUGGUGGCGCCGCCAGUACGGCUUUGGAAGUCUUCCUCAGGGAGAAUGCUGUACUAGAGAUCCUUAGAUGCAGCCUGGCCAUCCUUCAAGGCUCCUGGUUCUACCAGAUUGGCUUUGUGCUGUACCCACUUAGUGGACCGGAGUGGGACCAGACCGACCACAACAACAUGAUGUUCAUAACCAUGUGCUUCUGCUGGCACUAUGCUGUAGCGCUGCUCAUCACUGGUGUGAACUAUGCAGUUGUCUGGAGGGUUGUGGGGAGCUGUGUCAACAAGCCAACGUCUAAUAUGGAGAUGGGACUCAGAAAAAACACUGUGGAUAGCUCACAGAAGUCUUUACUUCAGGAAUCGGAUGAGGAGUGAAGAAUGAAAAUGCAAUUUGCAAGUUGAUGUUUCUGACUAAAUCAUAAAGAUUAGAAUUCAAUUGUAGAAUUGAGUAGAAUGGUGUGGCCUUUGGGAUUUGACCACAUUACUUUAACUUUUACCUUAACAUAAAGUUUUGUCAUUCUGCCAUUGUUUUAGUGGUCCUCUAUAAGCAAUUACAAACCUAGCACUGUGUCCAUCUUGAAUUUGCACAUCAUUCAUGCACUGUGUCCACUCUGUUCUGAGUAUAUUGGUCUUUAUUCAUAAAGACAAAUCAUGUACAUAAUUGUGAUGUCAUUAAAGCCCUGUUUUUAAACUGA